UGCGUGUUACAUUCGAUCGUCGUGCGUUCUCACGACGACGCGUUAUAGUGAUAUGAGAAAGACAAAGAUAAAUAAAUAGAAAGAGAGAGAGAGAAAGAGAGAGAGAGACAUUCCAGUUUUCUCAUAACCGGUGUACUGUUGCUUUCCACGCUCAGCUGACACGGCCGUGGCUUUUCGACCGAUACUCCGAACGAACAGCCUUUCGAGAACAGCCUGCCAGUCGACAUUCGUGAGCGUAACGCGUACACUGCGGAGUUUGUCGCGCUCUUUUCCACUUUUUCCGUUCUAGCGGUUCUUUUCCUGCAUUUCGCGAAUAUUAACGGGAAUACGUCGCUCUUCCCGCUGGACUCGUGAACGAUUUCCCGGCUCUCCCAUCGCCAUUUAUCGAAGUAACAUUACUGUACACGGUUGAAUACAGUUCUCGACGUAAAUUCGGAUUUCUAUAAAUACCGAGAGGCUAAUAUCUAAUAUUUACUCGUGAUAACGAAAACGCAACGAGCGUAGAAUAUGGUUCCGCGUAUUUAUAAUACACUAUGAAGAAAAGUAGUUAACGUGGUUAAAUGUGUUAUAUUAAUUUAUAGUGACUUUUUAAUUCAAGUAUUUAUGUAUCUAGGUUAAAUAUACGUGAGCUGGUGCUCGCAAAGCAUUUUACAUUCCGAUUAAUUGCUAAUACUGCGACCUAUUUUUUGUGAUUGUUUAUCUUUAUGAACAUGGAAACUCGUCGGCGUGUUGAUACCGGCACUCCUCCGGACAGAGCAGCGCAAGGAUCAAGCCUGAUGUCCGUAUGGUCGACCAGCACCGGACGAAAUUCAUUGUUUGGCGCGGAGAGCAGCGGAGCAGUGCUCCCCUCUUCGCAUUUGCCGACCCACGUACACGUGGUGCACGAACACCUGCGCAACGCUGACGGUCACUGCUUUCACAAACCGUUCCACGAUCAUUGUCAGUCAACGAUGUCGCAAGCGGGAGAUGGCCUUCACACACCGGGCUACUUGUCCUGGAGAAAAUUGCAGCUGAGCCGCGCGAAGCUCAAGGCGUCCAGUAAAACAUCAGCCCUGCUCUCCGGUUUCGCUAUGGUCGCCAUGGUAGAGGUGCAGCUGAAUCCCGAAACACAUGUUCCACCAGAGAUGCUGAUCGCUUUCGCCGUGUGCACAACCUUGCUCGUAGCCGUGCAUAUGUUGGCGCUGAUGAUAUCCACUUGUAUACUGCCGAAUAUCGAAGCCGUCUGCAAUCUGCAUAGUAUAAGCCUUGUGCACGAGUCGCCACAUGAGCGUCUACAUUGGUACAUUGAGGUCGCGUGGGCCUUCUCCACGCUGCUAGGCCUCCUUCUGUUCCUGCUGGAGAUCGCGAUACUCUGCUGGGUGAAGUUCUAUGACUUUUCGCAGGUCGCUGCCUGGUCAGCCUGCAUAGUGUUGAUACCAGUGCUGAUAAUCUUUCUUGCGUUCGCGAUACAUUUCUAUCGGAGUCUCGUUGCGCACAAGUACGAAGUUACGGUAUCCGGCAUACGAGAACUCGAGUUACUCAAGGAACAGAUCGAGUCCACGGAUGUAGAGGGCAGAAAUGGCGUGAAUCUUUUGCAGACCGGAGUAACGCAUAUCGUAUGAAUCGGUCUUCGCAAUUUUUCCUGCCGCCGAAAUUGGACUCGCGAAUCGAACGCGAUAAAAAAGAAUUUCCGCUCCGUGGAAUUUCGCACGGCGAGAAAGAGAAAUAGAGACAAAGAGAUAGAGAUCUUUUCUAAGACAGACGUGUUGCGAUGUUUCUCGGAGGAUUCUGCCAGGAAAAUCUUUCGAACGUGAAUCAUUCGAAGAACAUGACAGACAAUUGUUUUCUUCACACAUAUUGUUUUCGGCACGCGCUACAGAUGUUGCGAAGAUUUGGUCAAAAGAUAAGGAUCUUCCUCUUCUUUUUUUUAUACGCGUGUUUCUCUGUGAUGUAAAUUAAUAUAAAUGCGAUGAGACUUCGCUCAUCUGCACGAUGCGCACGUUAGUGCAAAGGAAGGAUACGAAGUUCGAUAACAUCGUUGUAUAUGUAGGCAUAAAAUACAUUCCUUCAUUCGCGUUGCGACUUAAAACAUAGGAAGAAUAGUAUACUUUAAGGCUAUUACCAGAUCCUUCCGCGUGUUAUCGCUGUAUACAGUGCAAAAAGCGAUAAUAUAAUAGUCUGAAUUAUCGAGAGGUGACAUGACUGGCUAUGUACCUAAAUGUACUUAUCUUUCGAAAAAUGUGCUUAUUUGAGAAACGCGACUUUACAUUUAUUAAGUGACGUUAUACUAGGCAGGUACAUUAUAUCUGACACUUUCUGCUAUCGCCGACACACGAAAGUCGAUUUUUUCUUAAAUAGAUAGCAGUUUCGCUUAUCAUUUUUUAGCACGUCAAGUACAUUAUUCUCGUGUACACUGUAUUCAAAUAUUUUGACUGCCGUAAAAAUAAGAAAUGAAAUAUCAAAAAGCGGCGAUUCGGAUGUACACGAUAUCAUUCGAUAUUACAUUUCGAUAAAUGAAAGUCGAAAACGUUCACACAGCACAGAUCAUUCCAGCAACAUUGUAACAACAUUGUAAGGUUCAAGCAAUAUUGCAGUAACAUUGCAAACGUUCCAGCAAUAUUGCUGAAAACUUCUGUGCUGUACGAACAUAAUAGAGGAUAUCCCACCCAAUAUGAUCACUCUAUUUUUGCAGGGUUCUUCUUUGAAUUCCUUUUUGAAUUGGUUUUUCAGCCCACACUAUAUAGGACCAUAGUACCAUGCGAUGAUAAUAGUGUUUAUCCUUCUGAGGGACACACUUAGUAUAUAUCACAAAUUUUAUCUCGAAUCAGCUUAAAGUAGUAAAGCUUCGAUAUGAGGUUCGUCAGAAUGCCAUGGCCUUAAGCCUUUUUCAAGUUGUUAAUUAUUCCUGCUUAAGCAGAUGAUCCAUAUCAGAUGGAGCAACAUCAGAUGAUUGCCUCUUAAUCAGCAACUGGAUGGAACGGUGAUAUUCAGACGCGAAAAAUGUGUAUAGAGCACGUAUGGAAUCGAAUCCGGAUCUUCAGAUCGCGAUUCGACCACCCUGCAUCUGAAGCUAUACGUGCCAUCAUCUUUGUAAGAUAAGAUCGAAUCAAAAAUAUGUUCAUACAAAAGUAUAGUUUGGAGGGGGAUUUGUGCUUACCCUGCAAAGAUGAAAGAGAGAUACGUUGGGUGGGACAUCAUGUAUAUAUCCGAUUAUUAUUUGUACAUAUCAUUUUAGCGCGUGAAAUGCGCUAAUUGCCAAAAUAAAAAUUAAAAAUGAA
This is a messenger RNA of Acromyrmex echinatior (Panamanian leafcutter ant), 3257 nucleotides long. Its product is annotated as calcium release-activated calcium channel protein 1. Gene Ontology annotation, cellular component: membrane. The record is from RefSeq and is a predicted model, not a curated record. Gene Ontology annotation, biological process: store-operated calcium entry. Gene Ontology annotation, molecular function: store-operated calcium channel activity. Lineage: Eukaryota; Metazoa; Arthropoda; Insecta; Hymenoptera; Formicidae.